Molecule: messenger RNA, 1703 nt
Organism: Oncorhynchus keta (chum salmon)
Lineage: Eukaryota; Metazoa; Chordata; Actinopteri; Salmoniformes; Salmonidae
Exons: 4
Coding region: 1-1092 (363 amino acids)
Source: RefSeq, a predicted model, not a curated record
AUGAAUAAGAAUCAUGAAAAUUGGAAGAGAGCUGUUUGGGGGUUUUUGGGUGGGGUUUGUGGACCGCCUGGUGACAUCACCAAUAACAGAGAGUUUGCCCUCAUCUCUGCCAAUAACAGAGAGUUUGCCCUCAUCUCUGCCAAUAACAGAGAGUUUGCCCUCAUCUCUACCAAUAACAGAGAGUUUGCCCUCAUCUCUGCCAAUAACAGAGAGUUUGCCCUCAUCUCUGCCAAUAACAGAGAGUUUGCCCUCAUCUCUGCCAAUAACAGAGAGUUUGCCCUCAUCUCUGCCAAUAACAGAGAGUUUGCCCUCAUCUCUGCCAAUAACAGAGAGUUUGCCCUCAUCUCUGCCAAUAACAGAGAGUUUGCCCUCAUCUCUGCCAAUAACAGAGAGUUUGCCCUCAUCUCUGCCAAUAACAGAGAGUUUGCCCUCAUCUCUGCCAAUAACAGAGAGUUUGCCCUCAUCUCUGCCAAUAACAGAGAGUUUGCCCUCAUCUCUGCCAAUAACAGAGAGUUUGCAGGACUGAGCACCAACUCCUCCUUCACAGUGGUCUGUUCUGGUUGGAGCAAGGUGACCUGGAAGUCUGCUCACGAGCCCAGCCUGGAGGGACUGUCUGUGGAGGACAGAGGAACCCCCAGUGUGCUGGUCCUCCACAACGUCACCUGGAGACACUCUGGGAACCACGUCUGUAAGGAGCCCUCGACAGAGGAGACCAAGGACAUAGCAGUCUUUGUACCGAACCCAGACAAAUGGUUUGUUCCCCUGGGGCCAGGAGUAAUGAUGAAGGAGGGAGAGGAAGGUACCAUUCCCUGCGUGGUGUUUUACCCCGGCGUUAACGUGACCCUGUAUGAGCUGGGCAGCCAGGCCCAUGUGGAAGGAACAUAUCAUCCCAGUAAAGGGAUCACCGACAUCCUGAAAGACAGCUCCUACAUCUGCCGAGGUGCCAUGUACGGAGAGGAGAAGGCGCCCCAGGUGUAUUAUGUCUACAGCAUUGUGGGUAAGGCUCUGUGUCAACACAACCCACAAAGUGAAACUUCAACCAAAAGGAAGAGUGUCUCAACAGAUGUCUUAAAAUUGUCUUUAAAAAGCUAGCUGUAAAAUGCUUUUGAAGACCAGCCCGCAUGAACGUUGGGCUUGUUAUGAUGUCCUCUGUCUUUGCGUUUUAUUCUUAACAGUCCAGAAGUCCAUGAACACCUUUAUGAGUCUCUUAAAAACAGUGCUGAAACAAGGCAAGGCCUUGAUGGUUAAUUGUACUGUAGAAAAGCAGAGAUAGUUUAGUUCACAUGGGAGUUUCCUCAUAAAGAGAUGAGUGAACUAAUGGGUGAAGGAUUAUAUAACUUUCACUGUGGACCUCAGGUGUUAUGGACCAGAGACAACACCACCCUCGCUGGGGACACGGUAUCCUUGACACCAAACACGUGCCUAAGACCAGGUACCCAUCAUACAUGUCAUUGACAUCCCAACAGAAUAAAAGAUUUGAUUAUGAUGACAAUCAAUGCAUAAGCCCCAUGAUAAAUACCUAGAAGCAGACACAUUUCUGUUGUUCACUAACAUGGACAAUAAAGUUGUAUUGAUAUUGAUUGUGUUAUUUUCCUUUUGACCUUUGACUUCCAGUUACCUCAGUACUCUUAUCUUGGUAAGGGUCAGGAUAGACAGAUGGGUCUCUACACCGUCCAGGUGGCCGAUGGAGAUGACGUCAAAGA